GUAACCACAAAAUUAAUAAACCAAAUUAGCUUCGAAUUAGAGGGGCAGCGCAAAGCACUCUUCGAGAUAUGCGAGGCAGAAAGGAUAUCUAACGCGGACCAAAUUCUGCAACUAAAGAAAGAAAUUGCUCUCCUCAUAGUGGACCUACACGAGUGUACCACUCCCACGGCCAAGUAUAGGAUUCAAAAUAAGAGAAUCGUGGAUAUCAUAGGGCCUUUGGCGGACAAAACCGCCGCCGAAGUCAGAGAGUUGCUAGAUCUGCAGGUUAUCGAUAAUUCUAAAAGGUUGGAUCUCCUGAGAUAUAAGAUAAAACAGAGAAGAAAAUAUUUUACUGAAUUAGGAGCUAAAUAUCAGCUUCUCGUAAGUCAACACGAGCAAAAGGAACUUAUGAGGAAAGUAGUGAAGCCUGUUAAAAAGUCGACCAGCGAAUUGCAAAACGCUAUUCACGCAGUCGAAGUCCAGAUACGAGAAGCGGUUCACAUAAAAAAUCGUUACUGUGACAUCCGAAAGUCUCUCAAAGAUGACGCUGACAAGUUCGACAGCAACGUUAAAAAGCUAGAAGAGGAUCUAGAAGGCCAAAAAAUAGAUAUAGAUAAACUGCAAAAGAUUAUGGACGAAGCCACAAGGAUGCGCAACAUAGCGAGGGGGAACCUGCUGAAAGAGGAGAGAGCAGCGAAUUCUGCGGCCAACUUGAGGGAAAAAGAAGCCACCGAGGGCAAGAGGCUCGUUAACGAGAGGAAAAUCGAAUUGGAGAGAUUAGAAAGACGCAUCUUCCAAGGCGGAAAGAUCCUCCCGCGGCCUGAACCGGAAGGGGCUGAGGAUGCAGCCCCAGAGGACGAGAAAUCGCCCACGCCACCGCAUCCUGUAGAGACACUUGCCCAAGCCUUUGAAGUCCUGAAGCAAGCUACGGGGGGCACAAGUUCCCAAGAAGUGCUAGAGAGGUUCAAAUCCCAAAAGGACACAGAAGAAAGAUUGAUGCUUCUAAGGAAGAAGGCAGAAGAAGACAAGCACAAAUUGGAAAAGAAAACGGAAGUCCUGAAACAGAAAUUAGACUCUUAUAAAUAUGCCGAAGUAAAGGAUGCCGAAAGAAAAACGGGCGAAAUGGAAAGGAUACAAAAAACAAUAGAAGAAAACCAUGAGCGCUCGCGACAAUGCAAAGAGGAGAAAGAAAAGAAAGACGAGGCUUUGAAAUCGAUCUUAGCUGGUUUGCAGGGGCUUUACCUUUGCAUAAACCCCCUAGCAAUAUUAGAAAAUAAUGCUUUGGUUGUCCUCAACCACAUCCAGAUGGAACUGAAGGAGAUUCUCAGGAAAAUUAAUGACGGUGAAAUUCCUUUCGACGUUGAAGAACAGGUUUUCAAUGCUGAACCAUAUGACGAUAAGUGGUUACCAACACCCUACAGCGGGUUAAUAAGAAGAACACCUCUGCCUCAACCAGGAACAUCGCCUGCACCUCCUGCUACUGCAGGAUCCGAAGAUGAAGAGGAAGUGCCAUCUAGGGGAUACUUGAAGAGACAGGCUCAGUUGGUCAUUGACGCCAAAUCUAGACGAAAGAACCUCAGAAUCCAGUUACCAAAAAGGAAUUAAUGUCUUGUGAUAAUUUACAAUUUCUUAAAAAAUCAUAUUAAAUAU
Anoplophora glabripennis (Asian longhorned beetle) is the source of this 1629-nucleotide messenger RNA. RefSeq names its product shootin-1 (gene CCDC151). The transcript has 9 exons. The record is from RefSeq and is a predicted model, not a curated record. Gene Ontology annotation, cellular component: cilium. Gene Ontology annotation, biological process: outer dynein arm assembly; cilium movement. The annotation marks the transcript as partial. Lineage: Eukaryota; Metazoa; Arthropoda; Insecta; Coleoptera; Cerambycidae.